Nymphalis io (European peacock) is the source of this 1352-nucleotide messenger RNA. RefSeq names its product protein Spindly-B (gene Spindly). The transcript has 5 exons. The coding region runs from base 81 to 1349 and encodes 422 amino acids. The record is from RefSeq and is a predicted model, not a curated record. NCBI's taxonomy places the organism in Eukaryota, Metazoa, Arthropoda, Insecta, Lepidoptera, Nymphalidae.
UUGAUUUGAGUUUAAAGUUUCAGUUCUGAAUAUUUUUUUGUAAACUAAUAUUGCCGUUAUUUGUAUAAAAUAGAUAAAAAAUGGAUUAUUCGACAAUUAGUAACAAAACCAAUAUAACAGAAACUGAGGAUUUAACAAGCGGUGAACUUUCUGAACAGUAUUAUUCACUUCGAAAACAAUACGAGAAUUUAUCCAACAACUUCGACGCUAUUAAACAAGAGCUCCACGAUACAAGGCGAAGUUAUCAAACUGCAUUAGACGUUCAGAGUCAUCUCACUGCUGAAUUAGAGAGCUAUCAAGCAGAUGAACAAAAACGUAGAAGUGAACUAACAUCACGUAUUACCGCUUUUCAAGAAGAAAUAUCAUCAUUGAAACAAGAACGUACGGAUUUGGCAGAGCGACAUGUCAGUGAAAUUAGGAUUCUAGAAAUAGAAAAUAAACGUUUAAAAGAAGAACAGGUUAUCGUUAAUCGCCAAUCACCCGUGCCUGAUACCUCAGAAAUAGACGAAACGCGUGCAGCACUAUCGGCUGCGGCAUCUGAAGCGUUUGCAGCAAAAACGGCGCUUGAGCAAGCGCGUGCCGAAAUUUGUUCAUGGCAGAUGAAAGUUGAGGAGUUAGUGACACAAGUAAGUGAGCUUCGUGUAGCCGCGGAAAUAAGAAAAGAAGAAUUAAACGCAGCUGGAGAGCGUGAAGCUGCAGCGCUUGCAGACUUAGCAGAAGCUAGAGCUUUGCUCCACCAAGUAGAUUCUCAAGAUGCCCAACCACAUGCUGCUAAAGGUAAUUCAAUAUUUGCGGAAGUUGAAGAUAAAAGACAAGAGAUGGCUAAAAAUCUAAUACAAAUGAAACAAACAAAUUCCAGGUUAAGAAGAGACCUGGCAAACAAGCAAGCAGAGCUAGAAGCACUUUUGCAUGAGAAACAAACAGUGUGGGAACAGCAAGCCGGAGCAGCCGCUCAUCAUGACCGUGAACUUAUUGAGAGCUACGAAGAUCGCAUAACACAACUCGAAGGCUUAUGCGAGAGACAGAGGCGAGAGUUGGCGCGAUGGUUCGGUAAACUUUGCGAACCAACCGAACAGGGCUGGCUCCCGGGUGUAUUGGAUCAUCUAAAAAAUGAAUGUGAGCAACUGCGAGCAGAAGUAUUAUCUCGAGGCGCGGCUCAGCUGGCCAGCGCAGCACAAGUGAGAGAGCUGCGAAGGAAAAUCGCCCUUCUUACAGCUACAGGCGUUAGGCAAUCUCCCGUACAAACAAAUGAUGACGAUAGAGACGAUAUAGGCAUGCAGAAAGUGACUAUUCAAGUUAACAAUAGACCGACUCCAGACGAUGUUAAGAAGAAAGUGUCCUUUAAUUGAUAA